Perca fluviatilis (European perch) is the source of this 3805-nucleotide messenger RNA. Its product is annotated as transmembrane protein 42. Bases 115 to 582 code for a protein of 155 amino acids. The transcript has 3 exons. NCBI's taxonomy places the organism in Eukaryota, Metazoa, Chordata, Actinopteri, Perciformes, Percidae. The record is from RefSeq and is a predicted model, not a curated record.
ACGUGGCACACACAGUGACACACAAACCAUGCAGGCAGCUCAACCCGAACCAGCAGCAGAAACAGAAAUGUAACAGAUGGAUUAGAAAAGUAUGUGCCUCGGCUCUUCAUCAACAUGUUCCCGGGAGUUUUCUAUGCAUUACUGGCGGGUUUCCUCGGGGCCGUGGCGUCGUCGUCGGCCAAACUGUCCCUCGGAGCCGACUACCUUAAGGGAGUCUGUGAAACCGGACUCCGGACGUGGGGAGAGCAGCGGAAAUUCAGACAAGCGGACGAAACUACCGCCUGCGACCGGCUCCACAUCCCACUGAGGCUGCUGUGUGGCGGUCUGCUUUUCACCUGCAAUGCUGUGAUGUGGACCUUCCUUGCCAAAGCACUCAGGUACUCCUCUUCCUCCACCCAAACCACUGUGACCACCACCGCCUCCAACUUCAUAUCUUCCGCUUUUCUGGGUCAGCUGAUCUUUGGUGAAGCCCAGAUAACGUUGUGGUGGGUUGGGAUCUCCCUGACCUUCUCUGGUCUGUUGGUGCUGCAGAGGGUUUCACCGCAGGAUAGGCAACAUGACGCAGGCGACAAGGACGAAUAAUAUGUCUUGUCUCCACUAGAGUUCAGACUGGCUUCAGCAUCUCCUCAGAUUUUAAGAUCUAGCCAAAAGAAACUGAAUAGUGAAGAAUUUUUUGUUAGUCCUCCCUCAGUUACUAGUUUUAUCAAACAAAUUGUUAAACUAAAUGCCACUCAAAAUGCAUCCUUCCUCAUAAAAAGGAGAUGCUUUAUUUAUAAUGUUCCUAGUUAUCCUUCAGAUUGCGUUUUGUGGCCAUGUAGGCUGAGAAACACUGCAUGCUCAGCUGUGGUGCAGCAUUUUUUUUGGACCUGUUCUAAAAAAUCAGAGGAGGUGUUGGUCUUCAGCCAGUCUGGCCAUGGCACAGCAACAGUCUGGCUAGUGGAGACAAGCUAAUGGAUGCCUGCGCCCAGCUUCCCAGAUGCUCUAACAUCAUCUUUGUACACAGGCUUACAAUGAAGCAAAAAGUAUACUAGCUUUACUUUACUUUUGGGGAAUCUUUCAGUCAACAACAGCACAAUAACUCAUAAGUUAACAGAACAGGUGUGAAGGAAGGGAAGAGACUAAAGGUAAAGGUAGUUAUUUGACAUUUUGGGAAAUACACUAUUUGUUUUCUGACAAAAAUUGACACCACUCUCAUGUCUGUAUAGUAUGAAGCUGAUGCCAGCGUCUGGUUAGCUUAGCAUAGCAAAAGAGGGAAACAGCUAGCCUGGCUCUGUUGGAAGCUAACAAAAUCGCCUACCAGCACCUUUAAAGUGCAUUCAUUAACAUGUUUUAUCUUGUUUGUUUAAUUCUAACACCCAGUAAAAUCACAGUGUUUUUUUGGACAGAGCCAGGCUGGCUGUUCCCCCCAUUUCCAGUCUUUAUGCUAAGCUAACCAAAACCAUCUCAUGGCUUUAGCUUCAUAUUUAACGGAAAAAUAUGAGUGUUAUCAAUCUUCUCUUCUAACUCUGCAAGAAAGGAAAUAAGUGUGUUUCUCAAAAACUAUUCCUUUAAAGGAAGAGACAGAUAAUACAAUAUCUAUAAUAUAAAUAUAUAUAUAUAUAUAUAUAUAUAUAUAUAUAUAUAUAUAUAUAUAUAUAUAUAUAUAUAUAUAUAUAUAUACACAGACAGACUGACUGAUCUGAAGUCUUUUGGGUUUUGUUCACGGCAGCGUGUGCAUUAUGUUUUGCAGUCGUCAGAUCACCAAAGCUUUCUUAAUUCUCACAUUUCCUUAAGUUACUCUGACACUCACUGUAAACUGAAGUUGCAUUUCAUGCAUGCUCAAGGCGAAGUUAUAAAGAAGCACUUAGCUGUUGAGGUGAACUUGUAAGUAAUAAUACUGAUGUAGCGCAGAAAAGCUCGCCCCAGGGUCCUUCUUCUACUUUUUAUUAGCCUUUCUUGACAGCUUCAACCUCAAGAUAUGAGCACGACACGUUUUGAUUCAGAGGCAGCUGCUUUUUCACUUCAUGAUAGAUGUGUGCAUGUUCUUAAUGAGGCUUGAACUCAAAUAUCUCGCACCAAAGCAUCCUGGAACAUCAGUCCACACAUCAGAGUGUCGUCCCUGUGAGCUGCUUCAUGUUAUUAAACUCACAAUCUUGUGACUUAAGUGUCUAAACUGUCUCUCCAGCGUAAGAGACAUUACAUGGCCUCUUGAUUGCCUGUUGAGCAUUAUGCACCCUGCAUUUGCAAUCUCACAUUAUCCUGUCCAUCGUCCAUCAUCUCUCUGGGUAGACACUUGCCUUUGUUGUCAGUGAGAGUGCAAUAACAUUUAACUUCCUUUAAAUCUCAUAACACUGUGAUGUGUGUAACAGCAAAGGAGCUUUGAGCAUAGAAAAUGGCAAUACAUGCUGCUACAGGGACGUUUCUGUUAGCAUAAAUCAGAUACUGUAGUAUACAGGGGAUUGUAUGAACAUGGCAUGAAAGGUUGCUUUAUUGAACAGUAUUUUAAGAUCACAUUUUGCUGUUGUUUGGAUACAUAUCAUAAUAUAAAUGCAUAACGGUAGCUAUAAUACCUGUCUGUAAUAUUCCACAGCAGCAAUGCACAAAUAUAUGAGAUGUCCUUCCAGCCGCUGCUGUGCAGGUUUUGUAUCUUACAUGCAUCCCUAUUAAUGUGACUGCAGUGACAAUGUGAUUAUACAACUCUCAUGUUAAAGGCCGGCUAUGUGAUGUUUCGUAGCAGGGAUGUACUCACCACGCAGGAUUCUGCAGCAGUGGAGAUCAAACACAGCCACGCAGAAGUCAAUUCAGCUGUUUGUGCCUCUACGUUUUGGAUCCUGGGUGUGUUACAUUACUUAAAAGAAUAGUCAAACAUUUUGGGAAAGUUAGAUCAGAAGAUUGAUAACACUUACGUCUGUGUGGUAAAUAUGUAGCUGCAGCUAGUAGCCGCUUUGCUUAGCAUAAAGACUGCUAAUAGCCUACCAGCACCUCUAAAACUCACAAAUGAACACAUUAUAUAUAUUUUGUUUAAUCUGUACAGAAAACAACAAACAAUAAUUUGUGGUAGUACAGGGGGUCAUGUGCUGGACUACCUCUUCCUCGAGUCUUGUCCUCACUGUAAGCUUUAGGAUUAGCAAACAUGUUCAUUAGUGAGCUUUAGAGGUGCUGGUAGCCAUUUCCCCCUGUUUACAGUCUUUAUGCUAAACUAAGCUAAGCAGCUACCUUCAUAUUUACUGGACAGCAAUGAGAGAAGCAUCAAGUUGUGGUUUUAUAGGAGGUUAUGUGCCAGACUAUUUCUUAGCUGGGAGCAGUUGCCAAGCAACCAGCAGAGACUGGCCAAAACAAUUGUCCGGCAUAUAAACCGCAAUUUCACAUGUUUAUACUUGUAAUGUGAUGAUUAUAUAAAACAUUUUAGUUAGUGAUCUUCCGAGGUGUUAUGUAGAUUUUGUGAACUUUAGAUAGAGCCAGGCUAGCUGUUUCCCCGUUUCCAGGAGAGUGGUAUUGAUUUUCUUAUCUAACUUUCAGCAAGAAAGUUAAUAUGUGUAUUUCCCAAAAUAUCAAACUAUUCCUUUAACGUACCUUUAAUAUCUGUAAUGUUUGCUUUUGAUUCUGAAGGUUUUUGGUGCCUGGCUUUCCUCCAGUUAACGGCAUGAUAUGAGGGUAUGCCAUCUACCUGUGAAUCCACUCUCACUGUAAUAUAAUGAGUCGGAGCUUUGCAGUAGGCACAUUUAUAGCUUUGUGACAGCCGCAUGGCCCUGAGUGUGAUGUGUUUAUAUCUGUGUGCACAUAAACUGUAGAUGUGGUUGUACGAGAAAUAAAAAAAACACUCAAA